AUGGACAAUCAACGGAAGGCCUCCUCGACUGCUGCAGGCGGUGAGCGAGGCGUUCCCGCGGCUGCUGCGCUCGCGCAUGCUUUCCUUUCCGGCAUACUACUGCUAGGCUUGGAUCUCGAAGAGAACCAUCGGUUAUGCCAUCGGACAGAAUACAUAGAUGGACUCCGUAUCGUCAGGGCCGAGCAGCGCAGCGACACCAUACCAAGUUGGGCAGGCGUGGUUAACAGUGCCGAAGAUGCGAAAAGGGAGGAUAUACAUGUGAAUCAUCUGCUACGCUCCAAAGAAAGACCAAAGUACGAGGGUAAGCUGCGCGUGCUUCCGGUCAACUCUUCAAUGGCUUAA
Messenger RNA from Penicillium argentinense, 342 nucleotides. RefSeq lists its product as uncharacterized. NCBI's taxonomy places the organism in Eukaryota, Fungi, Ascomycota, Eurotiomycetes, Eurotiales, Aspergillaceae. The record is from RefSeq and is a predicted model, not a curated record. The transcript has 2 exons. The coding region runs from base 1 to 342 and encodes 113 amino acids.